AUUAUGUUUCAUCGUCAUGUCAGAAUGGACGAUUUGCUUGCAAGCGUGUUCCCUUUCAAUGGCGGCCUGCAGGAAGAGAGGCACCACUUGGUCCUACGUAACAGCUGACGGGGGGUCGCCCAUCCGAGAGGAUCAACUAGCUCUUUGAUAGUCAUUUUCAUAUAGUCCUCGUUUUUCCUUGGAAUUCUGUGAGCGAUACUGUCUGUGCGACUUUGCAAAUGGCGGCCAGGGCUAUUUUGCUCAGCAGGGAGGCAAUCAAGAAGGUGGCCGGGAAUGAUGGGACUUUCAAGAGGGCCAUUGAAGUUCAGGCCUCAAACAAGAUGACGGAGAUUGAGUUCUCUGGUGAACAGUUCAUACAUGGGAAAGCAAAGUGCGAAGGGUCGUCCCCAAGGGACGUUUACAUUCUCAAGUUUGAACUGGACCCCAGCAUGCCCUCUGCAAGACCACAGGCAGACUGCUCCUGUCCAUCUGCACAGAGGGGGCUGUGCAAGCACGUUGUUGCGCUGCUGCUGACCAGAGCUGACCAGAUUGAAGCAGAAGAGCGGCUGAGAGCCAGGGAGCGCCUAGCCGCCGCACGCGCAGACGCCACUGGAAAGGCAGUCCUCGCCGAAGAUCUUCCCCCGCCACCCCCCCUGGAAGCACCACCGCCCGUCACCUCUGCAGCAGUCGAAGGAGGGCCCUCAGAAGUAGCGGCAGUAUUUCAGCCCAUGAUCACAAACGCCUUGGCAGCAGGGAGUGCGCUGAGCGCAGCGGGGGGGGCUGCCGAGGCGUCGAGCAGCAGGUCGGGAAAGCGGGUGCUGCCCCCCUGGCUGCAGCCAAAAUCAGCGAAGCCCGAGAAGGGAAAGGGAAAGGGGCGUCCGAGCGCAGAGGGGAUUGCGGACAUUCGGACGCUGCUCGGUAAGAAGCGUCCGCUGGAAGUGGUCGCGAAGCAGCCACCCCGGCGGAGGGCCCGGGGUGCAAAGAUCGUGCAGGAAGACAGUGAGGAGGAAGGGGGGGACGACGAAGCGGGGGGUUCCAGGGGGGGUGACGUGGCGCCGCGGGAGAGGUCGACACGGCGAGCGGCGGUUGCAGGGAGCCGGAGGCUGAGGGAGGUGGCUGAGGACGAAGAGGAAGGAGGUAAAGAGGAUGACGGCAUGGAUGACGAGGAACUGGGGCGAGGAGGAAAGACUGAUGCGCAGAGGCAAAUGGGGGGGACGUUGGGGGUAAUGGAAGACACGGGGACGCUGGGUUACGACUGGGAGAACUGGGGUUCGAUCGUGGAGAACAUGCGGGAGAAUGAGCAGGAAACCGGAGCCGAAGCAUCAGCGGUUGCACAGAAUGGCCGAAAAGAACCCGACUCCUUAUGGGACGGGGAGGACGAGGAUGCACUACCCCAAAGGAGUCGAGCGUCGUCUCGACGGGGUCAGCGAGUCGAGGAAAUGGCGACGGGCAGAGGCGGAACGAGGAACAGGCGGCGGGCAGUGAUCGAAGAGGAAGAUGAGGAGAGCGCUCCUGUCGAGGAAGCAGGGCUGCGAAGAGGGCGGGAAGGGAGAGGACCAGGAGAGGAGUCGCAGGCGCACCGGCCGCAAUCCGCCCAACAGCCGAACCGCGACGCACCGCAACCCCAGGCACCCCCGAUGACUCCGGCGCAGGCGCCCGACACUGAGCCGAUCGUCCCUAAGAAGAAGAAGAACUCCCUUUUCUCGCUGAAGAAUUUCAAGGACGCCGUCCGCGGUCUAACCGACGAAGAAGCGGGGCAGUUGCUGUCGUCAAUGGCCCCUCCCCAACUCCCGGUCUCCGAAACCCCGCCCUUGGAACCCCUUUUUGGCAGUCUACCAGUUCCAGAGUCCGUCGGGAGCCCUACGCGGAACGGUGAAUUAGAGCAGCCACACGUCGAGAGUUUGCCGCGGGAGUCCAGCCCGCCGCCCCUUCUGAGCGACGUUGUCGAGAACGUUCCGACGGCGGCUACGGAAUCCGGUGCUUUUGCGGACGUUCUGCAGAAGGAUACGGAUUCCAGUGCUCUUGCAAACGUCUUGAAGCCGUUAGCGGAAGCGGAAGCUGGAGCUCAUGAGGAGGUGCCGGCAGAGCCAAAUGCGCCGUCGGGCGAGUUCAACCCCCUGGAAGCCAUGUUAAGCGUCCUCAAUACGACGGGUUCACGGGCCAAGAGGAGAGCGGCCAAGGCGGCCGCGAACACGGCCGCGGGAGCGCCCUCGAUCGCUGCCCCCACUGGCGAAGUUUCUGCUCGGGAACCAUCUGCUCUUGAAGCUUCGGCGUCUGCGCCUGCGCCCCCAGCGCGUGAGCCGCUUUCUCGUGAAACCCCUUCUCAGCAAAUCCCCGCUUCUGGUGAAAGGUUUCCUCAGAGUCGGGCGCCGCUUGUUGAAACCCGGAGGAAAGAGGCGGAGGCGAACGUGGUUAUGGAGAGUGGUCAGCCGGAACCCAGCGGAGAAAACGGGCAGCUUGAGUCGAAGCCCAGAAGCCCGUCGAGGCUGCCUCGCGUCGGCGAGGUGGGGAAGGCGAGUAUGGAGCAGACGGGCUCCGUCUCCGUUGCCGGUCCCUUGAAACGGAAAGUCAAGUUCGGGGCAAUGCUACGGCCACAAGGUGAAUUGAAAGCAUGACCGUCGCAUAUCAGGUCUCUGGCAGGAGGAGCAUGUUGUACGGUCCUACUGCAAUCUCUGCUAUCCCUCUGAUUGUACACAACUCUGUCAAUGUAUAUAGGAUCUUUUCGCAGAAGGAUUGCGCCUCAAGCAAGCUACUGUUUCUAGAGUGCCAGUACUGCCACUAACUUCAACAGCUAGACAGCCUGUAUGCUAGAACGUCAAAUCUGUCGUUUGCUCUGAGCAGAACUUAUGUUGACGCAGAUAUGUGAAAUGGCCCGUAGGGGCCACGUCCAUUGUACAUGACCAUGAUUGGACAGCUCGGAGUGGAAAUCCGAUGCAGUCAAUCAUCAAUGCUAGCUAUCGGGGCGC
Klebsormidium nitens is the source of this 2945-nucleotide messenger RNA. The record is from the annotation of a GenBank genome assembly. NCBI's taxonomy places the organism in Eukaryota, Viridiplantae, Streptophyta, Klebsormidiophyceae, Klebsormidiales, Klebsormidiaceae.